GGGAAGGGUGUUGGUCUCCAUGGCGAUGCUGGCCGCCUCCGCUUCAGCGCCUAAUUGACAGGAAGGGUCGGCGCUGGGCUUUUAAUUGUGGGGGCUUGUGCAGUUAUGGGCAGGCGGAUGGUGCGGGGAGCGGGUGACGCGCGUCCAGGGGAGGGUGGGGGCGUUUGUGUUGACACUGCCCGGGCACGUUACAAUGGAGACACUGUCUCUGACCUCAUGGGCCAGUUUGGAGAAAGAUGACUGAGUUGGAGCCCGCUCAAAUUUGCAGGGAGGGACGGGGUGGGGGGUGGGGGGACCCCGGUUGUGCAGUUUUAUAUUGAGGGAGCCCCCACCUACUCGCCGGGGCUCCAUAAUCUGAACGUUUCCAAACUGAAGCGAAGGCGUCGGGAGACUAGGCCUCAGAGAACCAUGGCUGCUGCCAAGGGAAUUGCCAUAGGUAUCGACCUGGGCACCACCUACUCCUGUGUGGGGGUGUUCCAGCACGGCAAGGUGGAGAUCAUCGCCAAUGACCAGGGCAACCGCACCACCCCCAGCUACGUGGCCUUCACAGACACCGAGCGGCUCAUUGGGGAUGCGGCCAAGAACCAGGUAGCCAUGAAUCCCCAGAACACUGUUUUUGAUGCCAAACGUCUGAUCGGCAGGAAAUUUAAUGAUCCUGUUGUGCAAUCAGAUAUGAAACUUUGGCCUUUUCAAGUGAUUAAUGAAGGAGGCAAGCCCAAAGUGCUUGUGUCCUACAAAGGGGAGAAUAAAGCUUUCUACCCUGAGGAAAUCUCUUCGAUGGUACUGACUAAGAUGAAAGAGACUGCUGAGGCGUUUUUGGGCCACCCUGUCACCAAUGCAGUGAUUACCGUGCCAGCCUAUUUCAAUGACUCUCAACGUCAGGCUACUAAGGAUGCAGGUGUGAUUGCUGGACUUAAUGUGCUACGAAUCAUCAAUGAGCCCACAGCUGCUGCCAUUGCCUAUGGUUUAGAUAAAGGAGGUCGAGGAGAACGACAUGUCCUGAUUUUUGAUCUGGGUGGAGGCACAUUUGAUGUGUCAAUUCUGACCAUAGAUGAUGGGAUUUUUGAGGUAAAGGCCACUGCUGGGGACACUCACCUGGGUGGGGAGGACUUUGACAACAGGCUUGUGAGCCACUUCGUGGAAGAGUUCAAGCGGAAGCACAAGAAGGACAUCAGCCAGAACAAGCGAGCCGUGAGGCGGCUGCGCACAGCCUGCGAGAGGGCCAAGAGGACCCUGUCGUCCAGCACCCAGGCCAACCUAGAAAUUGAUUCACUUUAUGAAGGCAUUGACUUCUACACAUCCAUCACCAGAGCUCGAUUUGAAGAGUUGUGUGCAGACCUUUUUAGGGGUACCCUGGAGCCUGUAGAAAAAGCACUUCGGGAUGCCAAGAUGGAUAAGGCUAAAAUCCAUGACAUUGUUUUAGUAGGGGGCUCCACCCGCAUCCCCAAGGUGCAGCGGCUGCUUCAGGACUACUUUAAUGGACGUGAUCUCAACAAGAGCAUCAACCCUGAUGAGGCAGUAGCAUAUGGGGCUGCGGUACAGGCGGCCAUCCUGAUGGGGGACAAGUCUGAGAAGGUGCAGGACCUGCUGCUGCUGGACGUGGCUCCCCUGUCGCUGGGGCUGGAGACGGCCGGGGGUGUGAUGACUGCCCUGAUCAAGCGUAACUCCACCAUCCCCACCAAGCAGACACAGAUCUUCACCACCUACUCCGACAACCAACCCGGGGUGCUGAUCCAGGUAUACGAAGGUGAGAGGGCCAUGACGAAGGACAACAACCUGCUAGGGCGCUUUGACCUGACUGGAAUCCCUCCAGCACCCAGGGGAGUUCCUCAGAUCGAGGUGACGUUUGACAUUGAUGCCAAUGGUAUUCUCAAUGUCACAGCCAUGGACAAGAGCACAGGGAAGGCCAACAAGAUCACCAUCACCAAUGACAAGGGCCGCCUGAGCAAGGAGGAGAUUGAGCGCAUGGUUCUGGAUGCUGAGAAAUAUAAAGCUGAAGAUGAGGUCCAGAGGGAGAAAAUUGCUGCAAAGAAUGCCUUAGAAUCCUAUGCUUUUAACAUGAAGAGUGUUGUGAGUGAUGAAGGUUUGAAGGGCAAGAUCAGUGAGUCUGAUAAAAAGAAAAUACUGGAUAAAUGCAAUGAACUUCUUUCGUGGCUGGAGGCCAAUCAACUGGCAGAGAAAGAUGAGUUUGAUCAUAAGAGAAAGGAAUUGGAGCAGAUGUGUAACCCCAUCAUCACAAAACUCUACCAGGGAGGAUGCACUGGGCCUGCCUGUGGAACAGGGUAUGCGCCUGGAAGGCCUGCCACAGGCCCCACAAUUGAAGAAGUAGAUUAAUUCUUUUUGGAACUGAAGCAUCCUAGGAUGCCUCUACGUGUAUUUCAUUCCCCUCAUCUUCAAACAUCAUUAUUAUUCUUGACCAGACCUGAACCUAAGUUACCAUCCCUUGGGAAUUCUGGAGGAGGAGUCUCAUGCACCACCUAUCACACUCCCUCAUAUCCUGUUUCUGACUCUGGAAUGGACUCAGGAAAACUAGGCCCCUCUUUAAACCGUGUGAUGUAUUUGAAUGUCUGUUAUUUCCAGCCACCCUAACAUUCUUUUUCCUGUGUGGAUGCUUAUUUGUCAAUCAGUAAAUUUGUUCCUAAAGGAAAUUACUUCUGGUGUUUAGGCUGUGAAUGUACCUCGAAGGGGAGAGUUCAUGGAGAGAGCAUGUGUUCUCUGAUUGUGAGCUCACUGUGAAUGAUUAAAUUAGUAAGGGUAAAGUA
Messenger RNA from Macaca mulatta (Rhesus monkey), 2762 nucleotides. RefSeq names its product heat shock protein family A (Hsp70) member 1 like (gene HSPA1L). Lineage: Eukaryota; Metazoa; Chordata; Mammalia; Primates; Cercopithecidae. Gene Ontology annotation, molecular function: ATP binding; ATP-dependent protein folding chaperone. The record is from RefSeq and is a predicted model, not a curated record.